This is a messenger RNA of Brassica rapa (field mustard), 596 nucleotides long. RefSeq lists its product as uncharacterized. Lineage: Eukaryota; Viridiplantae; Streptophyta; Magnoliopsida; Brassicales; Brassicaceae. The record is from RefSeq and is a predicted model, not a curated record.
AAACUACCUUCUCCUUCUUGUUGUUCCUUUGUUCACUAGUCUCUUUCCAGUUCCAAAUGAUUGGCAGCGACAACCAUCUAAGGUGGGGAACUACGGCUCCUUUAGCAUCGGAGGAUGAAGGAGAAGGACGUGUUCAGAGCUCGGUGAAUGCGGUGCCGUUUUGUUUGGUGGCAACCGCAGUUUUAAUCUCCAUCUUCUUGUUACUCGCACUCUUUGAGAGGUUCAUGUUCAUUCGACAGACUACACCACCACCUUUCCACCCAAAGCUUCCUCCUUUCGCUUCCCCCAAGAUUGGUGUGUGUGAGAGAGAAAUAUCAGUAUUGAUGCCUGGAGAAGAGGUUCCAACCUUCAUUGCUCAGCCAUGUCCUCCUUCCUACUCAAGAUCAUUCUGAAAAAAAUCUUCUUGAAUUUUCAAUUUUUACCGUUAUUCACUCUCUUAUUAGAACCUUUUUUUUUUGUUUUUAAAAUAAGAACUGGAAAAAGACAAGAGUUUAUGUAGUAGAGUGUUUUUAUAACAGAACAGUGUCUUCUGUUUCUGCUUAGAUCAGAGCAAAAGAGCAGCAAUCUCCAUGAAUAAAGCUAUGGAAUUUUGUGAA